Molecule: messenger RNA, 4472 nt
Organism: Saimiri boliviensis boliviensis (Bolivian squirrel monkey)
Lineage: Eukaryota; Metazoa; Chordata; Mammalia; Primates; Cebidae
Gene: DGCR2
Product: DiGeorge syndrome critical region gene 2
Cellular component (GO): membrane
Molecular function (GO): protein binding
Source: RefSeq, a predicted model, not a curated record
GGCUCCGGCUCCGCCCCCCGCCUUGACGCUCAUUGGUCCUCGCCGGCGUCGCGGGCGGGAGGCGGAGCGGCGCGGCGCGGAGCAGAGCAGGACAGCCGCCAUCUUGCGCGGAGAAGGUGUCGGAACCCGAGGCUGCAGCCCGGAGUGCCCGCUAGCCCGCGGCCCAGCCGAAGCUCUUUCCCGCCGCCUCUCCGCGCCUCCCCCCGGUCCAGCCCAGCCUGACCCUCCGCCUAGCAAGGUCCCCCGACCCUCAGUCCGGCCCGGUCCGGCCUCCCAGCGGGGUCAAGCAGCCGCCCCGGGGACGAUGAACGGAGGAUAAAUGGUGCCCAAGGCAGACAGCGGUGCCUUCCUGCUGCUCUUCCUGCUCGUGCUCACUGUCACCGAGCCGCUGCGGCCAGAGCUGCGGUGCAACCCUGGGCAGUUUGCCUGCCGCAGUGGCACCAUCCAGUGCAUCCCCCUCCCUUGGCAGUGUGACGGCUGGGCGACUUGCGAGGAUGAGAGCGAUGAAGCCAACUGUCCAGAAGUGACCGGGGAGGCACGUCCUUACCAUGGGAAGGAGGCUGUGGAUCCGAGACAGGGGCGGGCCAGAGGAGGCGACCCUACGCACUUCCACGCGGUGAAUGUGGCGCAGCCCGUUCGCUUCAGCAGGAAGUGCCCGACAGGGUGGCACCACUACGAAGGCACGGCCAGCUGCUACAGGGUCUACCUGAGUGGGGAGAACUACUGGGAUGCCGCACAGACCUGCCAGCGCCUGAAUGGCUCUCUCGCCACCUUCUCUACAGACCAGGAGCUGCGCUUCGUCCUGGCCCAGGAAUGGGACCAGCCUGAGCGGAGCUUUGGUUGGAAGGACCAGCGCAAGUUGUGGGUUGGCUAUCAGUAUGUCAUCACUGGCCGGAACCACUCCUUGGAAGGUCGCUGGGAGGUCGCAUUCAAAGGCUCCUCAGAGGUGUUCCUGCCCCCAGACCCCAUCUUUGCUUCAGCCAUGUCUGAGAACGACAACGUGUUCUGUGCCCAGCUCCAGUGCUUCCACUUCCCCACCCUGCGGCACCACGACCUCCACAGCUGGCACGCCGAGAGCUGCUACGAGAAGUCUUCGUUUCUGUGUAAAAGAAGUCAAACAUGUGUUGACAUCAAGGACAACGUGGUGGAUGAAGGGUUCUACUUCACCCCUAAGGGGGACGAUCCAUGCCUGAGCUGCACCUGCCAUGGAGGGGAGCCUGAGAUGUGCGUGGCUGCUCUCUGUGAGAGGCCCCAAGGCUGUCAGCAGUACCGCAAGGACCCCAAAGAGUGCUGCAAGUUCAUGUGUCUGGACCCAGAUGGCAACAGCCUGUUCGACUCCAUGGCCAGUGGGAUGCGCCUGGUGGUCAGCUGCAUCUCCUCCUUCCUCAUCCUGUCGCUGCUGCUCUUCAUGGUCCACCGGCUGCGUCAGCGGCGCCGGGAGCGCAUCGAGUCCCUGAUUGGAGCAAACUUGCACCACUUCAACCUCGGACGCAGGAUCCCUGGCUUUGAUUAUGGCCCCGAUGGUUUCGGCACAGGCCUCACGCCGCUGCAUCUUUCUGACGAUGGAGAGGGCGGGACUUUCCACUUCCACGACCCUCCACCUCCCUACACGGCGUACAAGUACCCGGACAUCGGCCAGCCUGACGACCCCCCGCCACCCUACGAGGCCUCCAUCCACCCGGACAGUGUGUUCUAUGACCCCGCAGAUGAUGAUGCUUUUGAGCCCGAGGAGGUCAGCCUGCCAGCACCUGGGGACGGUGGCAGUGAAGGUGCAUUACCCCGGCGCCUGGAGCAGCCUCUGCCCACUGCAGGGGCCUCUCUGGCAGACUUGGAAGACUCUGCUGACAGCAGCAGUGCCCUGCUCGUGCCCCCUGACCCUGCCCAGAGUGGGAGCACCCCAGUUGCAGAGGCACUGCCAGGGGGCAGCCGCCACAGCCGCAGCUCCCUCAAUACUGUGGUGUAGACAGUCCAGCCUGUACCCUAAUGGUCUGGGAGCACGUGUAUGCUGUUGAAAACACCUGUGGGAGACUUGAAAGGCCCCUGUCCCAGCCUGGACCCCGCGCACUGCCGCAUAUCACUGGCAGGCACGCGUGUGUACAUAGAGACCGUGGCCCGCCUCCUGCCAAAAGAAGUGAUGGCUUGCACCGAGCUUCCUUGAGGGCUUCAGAAACAUGCAUAGCUUUGGGUCACUGUCUCUUCAUUUUUAAAUGGCAGAAGAGUGACAAAAUUGUUCAGACCCACAUUUUAGAGGCAGGGAAUGAAGAAGGUACUGUGGGGCCAUGGCCACACCCAUGUCUUUGGCAGGCUUGCUUGCUUCAAUGUGCUGUCCAGAGAGGCCUGCUGACCAGUCACCCAGCUUGGGAUGGGCACAGUGGGGGCUGCCAUGGUGCCCCUUGCUGGCCACCCUCAGGAGGGGGCCUCUGGGCUGUCAGGGUGGUAUAGGCAGUGGGUCUGCUUCAAGGAGACAGCCUCUGAGUUUGCCACAACAAGUGCCCUGGAGAUGACCCCCACAAGGCCAGUUGUGAACAUCAAGGUGGCUCUGCCCCUGGCUGGGAGUUCCCUGGGGCUCUGGAACCUGAAGCCCUGAGAAGGAGAGCUUGGAAGGAGAUUGAGCUCUUCACUCUGUCUUUCCAUCUGGGCACUCUGCAGCCCAGCUCUGUGGCAGGAGGCCUGACCCCACUCCGUCAGUCCCUCCCAGCAUUGCUGUGCAUGGCUUCCCCAGGAGGAAGCUCUGGAGUGGCGCUGAGGCCCCAGGUGCUCUGCCAGGGCCUGGGGGCUGAGCUGCCUCCUGCCUUUCCUCUCUGGAGCCCUGGGCUCCUGCCUCCUGUUGAAUUGCCCCUGGGCUUGCCCCCUGACCUGGUUUGUGCCAUAAAGGGUUGCUUCAUUGGGGGAGGGGUGGCCGAAACCACCAUCCUGGGCUGUAUCUGUCUCCUUCGAGCGACUCCUUCAACCACCACCACUGCUGCAGCUCUGCCCAGCAGUCGCAUGCACACCUCGGCCCCUCAGCAGUGCAGGGGCUGGGGGCUCUGCCUGGGACCCUUUUCCCUAAAAGACCCUGUUGCCUGCUACCGGGCGGUGGUCUUGAAGCCUGACACAGGGCCUUUAAUGUUUCUGAGGUUUGGAGAUUAAGCGGGUUCUGUGCGAUUUUUAGCACAUCCAUAUCUUUUCUACGUUGAAUGUCUGGAUCUUUCCUUUAUAUGUUCGUGUCUCUGUGUGUGUAUGUGGCCAGGUGUUUGCAGGUGAGGGUGGCGCAUGGAACUUUGCCGAUGGACGGGGACCCACUCUUCCAGGGUCAUCCAUGCAUCCUGGGCUGUGCUGAGGCAGGGCUGUGUCUCGCUCAAAGUCUUUUCAGACCAGCAGGACGGCACCUGGCAGGCCUGGCAGGAGCAUGCCGUUCCGUGGUGCUGCUUGGGGAUGGACUCCAUGCACAGUCCACUUGAUACGUUCUCAUACUGUGUCUGGAGACCCAUUUUUUUCAUCCCAUGUGGAAUGAGCAUCUUGAGUUGCCACAGACUUGGCCUUCAUGUCAGAUCUGUGUUCUGUCACUGAAUUGCUUGGCCUCCUGGAGGCUGUGUGCUAGCAGGCCUCUGCUCCCCUUGCCAAAGGGCUGCUACUUCCUUGAGAAGGAAGUUCUGCCCACAAGACUCCCAUGCUGGCUGCAGAGGACAAAGCAGGAAGCACAUCGUGCAUGGGACAGGGCAGCCAGGUUCCAGAGCAGCCGGCAUGUGCGUUCUGGGUGCCUGGUGGCCAUCGAGGGUCUGAGGACCACACCACAGAGUCCCCCACGGACCUGAGCCCAAGAGCUCAGAGGGUUCCUACCGGGGCUCAAAGCUCUGUGCAGGACAGGGUGGCUAGCAUGAGAUGUGUCGGACUGGAAAGCUUCCUUUGGGGACCAGAGGAACAUUAGGGCCAGUCAGACGUGUAGGGGGCAUUGAGGAAGGGGCUAAAGUGGACCAUGCCAGCUGCAGAGGGCUCUGGGCUAGCCAGGCAUUUCUGGGUGGCCCUUUCCCCAUGGGCCUCCACAACUGCUUAGGUCAACUGGCACCUCAGGCUGGGCAGAAGGCCCAUUUGCAGGGCUGCCCAGAAUACCGCCACCACUGCAGCUCCAGGGUGCGUGAGGAGAGCUGGACUCGCUCAUCUGUCCUUGCGCCCCAUCCAGAAUGCCCCUUUUGCAAGGCCUGCUGCAGCCCCCAGUCUCACCAGAGUCCUGGGGCCAUGCUUGCUAAGCCUUGUGCUCCAGGGGUCCCCCUUCCCCAGGACCACCUUGCCACGUUUGCGGAGACCAGGUGCCCUCUGACCUGCCUUGUGGAGGUGGGAUUUGAUACUGUACGUUGUCUCAAUGCCUGUUUUUUAAUGUUUUCCUUUCAUUGAGGGUUUUUAGUUUGGGUUUAAUUUUGGUUGGGUUGGCACUAACUCUUAAGAUGCUGUGAGAACCAUUUCAUCCAAAUGCCAAAUAAACUUGUGUUCUGGAA